Molecule: messenger RNA, 7821 nt
Organism: Lactuca sativa (garden lettuce)
Lineage: Eukaryota; Viridiplantae; Streptophyta; Magnoliopsida; Asterales; Asteraceae
Product: lysine-specific demethylase JMJ27
Biological process (GO): regulation of transcription by RNA polymerase II
Cellular component (GO): chromatin; histone deacetylase complex
Molecular function (GO): transcription coregulator activity; chromatin DNA binding; histone H3K9 demethylase activity
Source: RefSeq, a predicted model, not a curated record
AAUUAUAAGGAUCAUCGUUAGCCAAGUUCAGGAUGAAGUUGGGGGACGGUGAUCGCUGACACCACCUCAACUCUUAUCUAAAAAAACUUAAAAAGAUCAUGAUUUUCCUGUAACAGAUCACAAUUUCAUAAUGUUAAUUCGAAGGUUCCAAUUCCAGUAAAUAUUAUAUAUGAGUUGGUUUUAAGGCGAAAUCAAAUCACAAUAUCGCCAUAACGAUAAUUCUAGGGUUUCGAUUCCAGCCCGCUACCCGUUCAUGGUCCUUAUUUCUCUCGAUUCUUUGUGCAAUUGUGUCCUAUGUUUGCGAAACCCGCGAAGUGGAGUUCAACAGGCGGCAAUCCCUCGGUUGAAUACUUGAAUCAACAGCAAACCCCCACUGUAUUCAAAACCCUAACUGCACCCACCGUUUCUCUUCCUCCUGUAUAGUUUUUUUUUUUUUUUUUUCCUCUCGAGUCUCAAAAUUAGCUUUUUAUUGAUGGCGACAACGAUUACAGCGAAUGGGAAUCUUGUUGAGGCCAAAUAUGAUGGUGAAAUCGAUGACAGGGUUAUGGAUGUCGAUGUUGCUGUUGAUGAUCAGGAACGAUGUUGUGUUGGUGUUCAUGUUGACGGUGUACCUUCGUCUUCUUCUUUGCCUUCCCUUCGUACUCUGCCUAUCAAUAACGAAAAACUAGUAGAAACUAAUAUUAUGUCUUCAUGCUCGGCGAAAACAAUUACAAAGAAUGGGAAUCUUGUUGAGGACAAAGAUAAGGGUGAAAUCAACGGCUUGUUGAUGGAUGUUGAUGUCCCUGUUGUUGAUCAGGGACGAUGUCGCGCUGAUGUUAAUGUUGGCGGUCUACCUUCAUCUUUGCCUUCUACUCACACUCUGUCUCGCAAUCACGAAAAAGUAGAACUUAAUAUUAUUUCUUCAUGUAAUGUCGUACGUAGCACGAAGGGACUAGUGGCUGCAGAGAACAAAAACCAGGAACCAAAAAAGGAACGAUAUGCUUCCAUUAAUCGUGAUCGGGGUGAAGAACAGAGUAGAUUUUGUGAAUAUGAAGCAGAGGGGAAGGAGGGUGUUCAGAAAAGAGUUCGGGAAGAUGACAACAAGAACACUGAUACUGCUAUUGAAUCCCCUGAAAAGAAGAAUAAACAACUUCACAAGCUGUGUGUUUCUACAAAAGAAGAAAGGAAGAUGACGAGUGGUGUUGUGAAGUCAAGUGAUGAUGAUAACAAGUCCCCAGAAGAAACAGAAGAAGUUAUGGUUGAUGCUCAGAUUGUUCUUGCUGCUCCUGAUCGAGAGGAAAAUGUUACCACCGAAAUAGUAAACAACAAAGAGGACAAUAAAGAGAGUGGGAGAUCUAAAAGAAGUACUAGGAAUGAUGAUAUUAAUUAUGCUCAGAUUUUUAAUUAUGAUGCUCUUGAAGAGGAUGCACGGAAGAAGAAACACCUGCAAUCGGUUUCAAAGAAAGAAAAGAUGAGUGUAGAGAAACAAUACAAGAGAAUACAGAAGAAACACCAGCUGUCUGCUUCUAGGAAAGAAAGUACGAGUGAAGGGGAACAAGAUAAGAGAAACCAGAUGAAACAACAGUCCAAGAAAGAAAAGAUGGAUGAAGAGCAACAUGAUAAGAGAAUCCAGAAGAAACAACAGCUUCCUACAUCUAAGAUAGAAAAGAUGGAUGAAGAGGAAAAAGAUAAGAGAAUCCAGAAGAAACAACAGCUUCCUACAUCUAAGAUAGAAAAGAUGGAUGAAGAGGAAAAAGAUGAGAGAAUCCAGAAGAAACAACAGCUUCCUACAUCUAAGAUAGAAAAGAUGGAUGAAGAGGAAAAAGAUAAGAGAAUCCAGAGGAAACAACAGCAUCCUUCUUCUAAGAAAGAAAAGAUGGAUGUAGAGGAAAAAGAUAAGAGAAUCCAGAAGAAACAACAACUUCCUACAUCUAAGAUAGAAAAGAUGGAUGAAGAGGAAAAAGAUAAGAGAAUCCAAAGGAAACAACAGCUUCCUUCUUCCAAGAAAGAAAAGAUGGAUGAAGAGGAACAAAAUAAGAGAAUCCAGAGGAAACAACUUCCUGCUUCUAAGAUAGAAAAGAUGGAUGAAGAGGAACAUGAUAAAAAAAUCCAGAAGAAACAACAGCUUCCUGCUCGGACGAAACAACCGCAGUUGACUCCAAAGAAAGAAAAGAUUGGUGAAGAGGAACAAGAUAAGAGAAGCCAGAAAGCUUCCAGCUCAAGCAGGAAAGAAGAUGACCCAAAGCCAAAGCUGUAUGCCAAGAAUUGGGGUCUAGAUGAAAAUGGAAAACGAGUUAAGGUAGUGUCUGACAUGUGCCAUCAGUGCCAAAGGAAUGACAAGGGCCGAGUUGUUCGAUGCCAAAAAUGUACUACAAAACGUUACUGUGUGCCUUGCAUGACCACAUGGUACCCUAACAUGACAGAGAAGAUGUUUGCUGAGCGUUGUCCUGUUUGCUGUGACAAUUGCAACUGUAAACGUUGUUUGCGUGAUGUGCAUCCUAAAGUCAAAGAGAAGAUUGAUUUUAAACCUAAUAAUGUUCAGAGAGUUCGAUAUUCUGUUUAUAUCCUACAUGUGCUUUUUCCAUUCUUGAAGCGUCUCAACAAGGAGUUCAUGAAGGAGAGAGCAAUGGAGUCUAAGAUUCAAGGGUGUUCUUUGUCAGAGGUACAUUUGAAGAAGGCAAAGUGCAGUCCAGAUGAGCGCAUGUACUGUGACUGCUGUAAAACAUCAAUUUUUGACUUGCAUAGAAGCUGCCCUUCUUGUCAAUAUGACCUCUGCCUUCAAUGUUGCUGGGAAUUGCGAGAUGGCAACCUUCAAGGAAACAAGGAAAAAUUUAUCAUUGAAUUUAAAGAUCCAGGUCCUGAUUACUUACAUGGGGGGAAGGAUGAGUAUGAUGAGCGUAAGCAAAACAGGGAAACAAGGAAUACAGCCUGUUAUGUUGAGAAUGCUGCACCAAAGGAAAAGCAAAGUCAUGAAUGGAAGUCUUUGGAUGAUGGCAGAAUUCCUUGUCCUCCAGAAAGUAUGGGCGGUUGUGGUCGUGGGAUUUUAGAGUUGAUGCGCAUAAAGCCACUUGACAGUGUUUCAAAGUUGUUGGAGAAAACACAAAAACUCUUAAAGAUGCACAAACUGAAGGAAGAUAUGCGUGAGAUGCCUGAGGAAUGGUGCUCUUGUUCAGAUUUCAUUAACAAAAGCGAUGGUCAGUUACGAAAAGCUGCAUCUCGUGAAGAUUCAAAUGACAAUUACUUGUAUUGUCCACGUGCUAUUGACAUUAAAACUGGAGAUUUGAAGCAUUUUCAGUGGCAUUGGUCAAAAGGGGAGCCAGUAAUAGUGAGUAAUGUUCUAGAAACUACACUUGGGUUGAGUUGGGAACCCAUGGUCAUGUGGCGUGCUUUUCGCCAGAUGACAAAUACCAAACAUGAUAAGCUCUUGGAUGUGUCUGCUCUCAAUUGCUUAGAUUGGUGUGAGGUUGAUAUAAAUGUUCGUAACUUUUUUAAAUGGUAUACAGAAGGUCAAUAUGAUGAAGUUGGUUGGCCUAAGAUCCUAAAGUUGAAAGACUGGCCUCCAUCAAGUUUAUUUGAAGAACGGUUGCCACGUCAUGGUGUUGAGUUUAUCACUUGCUUACCCUUUAAAGAGUACACACAUCCAUGUGAUGGCUACCUUAAUCUUGCAGUGAAGUUGCCUAAAGAAUCUUGUAAGCCAGACAUGGGUCCUAAAACCUACAUAGCUUAUGGUGUUCAUCAAGAAUUGGGACGUGGGGACUCUGUAACUAAACUUCAUUGUGACAUGUCUGAUGCGGUGAAUGUGUUGACUCAUACUGCAACUGUGACCCCCAACUCUGAACAUCGUAAUUCGAUAGAACGUCUGAAAAGGCAGCACAAAGCUCAGGAUCAGAGGGAACUUUUUGGACAGGUAGGGAAGACACAACGUGAUGUUGAUAACAUGAAGGAUUUUACUUCCCAAAAAGGGACACUGGGUAAUGAUUGUCUUGAAUCUAAAGUUGAAAGAAAAUUGUGUGAUGACAAUGUUGAAGAAACAAGCGGCCAUGUUUACACUAGACGCAAGUUUAAAAGUGUGAAUGGAACAGGUCCUUGUUAUGUAACAACUAACUGUGAUCAAUCAAGUGAUUCUGACAGGGAUAGAAAACUUAGGAGGAGAAAUGCUUCCAUUAAAAAAGUUGAAGGACAAAAUGGAAAUAAAGGAUCUAAAAGGAAAGGCAGGAAACAAGUGAUAUCUUCUGAUAGUGAAGAAGGUGAUAACCAGGAUGUUAUAUCAGGUAGAUGUGUGGAUGGAUUUGAUUUGGGAGAUGGAGGUGCUCUGUGGGACAUAUUUCGGAGGGAAGAUUCGCCUAAACUGGAGAAAUAUCUCAGAAAACAUUUUAAAGAGUUUAGGCAUAUCUUUUGUCGCCCAGUGGAGCAGGUUAUCCACCCAAUUCAUGAUCAAACAUUUUACUUAACCAUGGAACAUAAAAGGAAGCUCAAAGAAGAAUUUGGAAUUGAACCAUGGACUUUUGUCCAAAAGCUUGGAGAUGCUGUUUUUAUACCUGCUGGAUGUGCUCAUCAAGUUAGAAAUUUGAAGGACUUGCACUUGGGAAGGGCGAUUGGCAAUGUUAAAGUCUGGAAAUUUCUUGUGUUUGGAGAUAAAAUUUAUGGAAAAGCUCUGAGGGACUUGAUUAGUGCAAUUGGCACUUCCAACCAAAAUAAAGAUGAGAUUCAUCUUUGGCAACUCAAUUAGUGCAAUUUGCAACUUCAUGCCCCAUUUAACCAUACAAAAGAUCCCAUCCAUUCAAAGUGAUUCAUAGCGAUGUGGGUCAUCUGGAGGAGGGAGUCAUUCCCUUCCAACCCGCUGAACCCGCUGCCAAAUCGGUUUUUCUCUUUCAUUUUUCUUCAUCUUUUCCAACCCACGACAUGCGGAAAUUCUAUCUUUUUCAACCCAUUCAAUUAAAAAAAAUACAAAACAAUCAAGGUAAAAUCUUAAUUAGCAAUAGAGUUACUGUCGGUACCACUCCCUCUUUAGCAGGUUGUUUAAUUGGUUUCAUUAAGCCACUUCAUCCUCUCUUUACUUUCUCUCUCAUUUUCUCUUGUACCAUGUGUUUUAAAACUUGUAUUUUAGUUGUUUUGUAUUUUUUUUAAUUGAGUGGGUUGAGAAAGAUAGGAUUUCUAUGUGUUGUGGGUUGGGAAAGAUAAAGAAAAAGAAGAGACAAAAAUUAAUGUGACAGUGGGUUCAGUGGGUUGGGAGGGAAUGAUUCUCCUCCCUUAUAAAAGAUCAUUUCAUGGUCUAGAUGGUUUGUUACCUUGAUAACCAACAUGAUUUAUUUCCCAAAGUAAUUUUCUAGCCGUCUGUUUUGUAAGUUUUUUAACCAUUUUCCUUUUGAAAUCGGGGUUUUUUUUUUAAAAAAAAUCUUUUUUUGAAGUGCAAAUUUAAUCUACUUCUAAACUACUUCUGAAUCCAUCUAUCUCCCAGACGGGACUUAAACCCUCUACCUCAAAGAGAUCAGCUUCACGUUGAUGUUGACAAGAUUUUUCUAUGACUUUCGUGUCGGGUUUCGUGUUGUGUCAAUUUUUGCCACCUCUAUAUCUAUCGGAUUUCAACAACAAUGACAAUAUUUAGCCCUCUGUUCAAGCAGUUUUUUACCAUUUUACACUCAGUCAGUUUCUGACUUCCAAAUAUGAAAUAAAUUACUCUUGCAUCUUUCAAAUGGCACCGACCUCAUGUUGAUAAGAUUUUUCUAUGAUUUUAUAAGAUUUUUACAAUACAACAUCUAUUGGAUUUUUUACAAUUCACUCGAAAUCAAUUUUCUAAAAUAGAAAAAAAGUAGACACUUGUAUCUUUCAAAUGGCACUGACCUCAUUUAUGUUCAUUGGAUUUUUUUAAUGAUUUUAUACGAUUUUUACAACAUAGCAUAGUACACGAUUCUAUGUCCAAUCCUAAAUUCGAUCCGGUUUUUUCAGUGGAACCGGGAAAACCAAAAUCCUAGAACCGUGAACCGUCUUGUAUGCUAAAAAACCGGCCCGGUAUUGUUCCGAUUUGUUCUGAUCUAGGUCUGAUCUAAACGGUUCAUAUGCUCAUGCCUAACUAGCACACUGCCUCCAACUUCCAUGCUUAUUAUGACUUGGAUAAUAAAUGAAUUAUCGAAAAUAAUAAAUGCACGGGAGUUGUAGAUAAUUGUGUCUUCUUUUUAGAUCAUUUUCAUUUACUUUACCGCUUUGUUCUCGAGUUCUACUUAAGGAGGGAUAUGGAGGGAGUGAGGAAUGUCAAUGGAUUAAUCGAUGGAAGGAAAGUGAGGGAAAGGAAAGGAUUUUGGAGCCAUAUUUUCUUUCCAAAUUUUCCUCCCAAAUUGGGAGGAUUUUGGAAGAAAGUGAGGGGAAGGAAAAUUUUAGUUUUAUUUUCUUUUUCCUCCUAACUCAAAAACUUAAAAUUUUUCAUUCAUUUCCUUCGAACUCGGGAACACGGAAUAAGGAAAUUUUUUCUUCCCCUCUCUUUCUUUCUGUCAAUGUUUACCUUCCCUUUCCUUUAUUGAAUUUACAAAAAACUCAGGAACAAGACGUAAUCGAAGCUAUGGGGAGUGGGAUAUGAUUAAAAUACUCCAACAAGGUCAAUCUGUCCAACAUCGACUAUGACUCUUUAUUUGUAUGUGUUGCUUUUGGAAUUUCAUCAUUCUUUGUCUAAUUUGUAAUGGCCGAUGAUGGAUCAAAGUACAUUGUUGUGUGGUGUGAUUUGAACCGUAGUUUUACAGUUAAACCCCACAAAAUGCACCACAUAGUGUAGUUUAAGAAAAUUACAAACUACAAACUGCACCACAAAAGUUUUAAACCUCGUGUGGUUUGUAUGGUUUGCUAAGCAACUCUACCCUCUAGGAAAAGAUCAUCCACAUAUACUCUAUAACAAAAUGGUGUUGGUGUUGCUUAGAGACAAGAAAAACAAAUAUUUUUUUUGAAGUCACAUGCUCACAUCUUUUAAUUACCAAAAAUUAAUUUGCAAUUUUGGGGGAUGUCAUAUUAUUUGCAACUUAUGUUGUCAAUUGUUCGCCAACUAGGACUCUUAAAAAUUUUAAGCCUCUCACCAAUCACUAAUGAGCACAUAUCCUACCAUUAGGUGCUUAUUGAAUGUACCUCUCAAGGUCUUUAGGUGUGCCACCUAUAUCUGCCCUUCAACACAAACUACAAACUUUUUAGAUCUCUUAUGUCUCUCUAUGUUAUUCAUGUGACCAUAGUGUAUAUACUUCCUACUCUCCCAUUCCUUUUUUUACAAGUUUGUGAAUGUUACAUUCUAUGAAGGAUCAUAUUUGUUCUCAAACCAUGUCUACCCAAUGCCAACCAAUUAACCAGAACACAUUUUGUGAGGAAUGCUCUUAUUCAUUGCCUAAAUGCUCUUGAAAUCUUCAUAGAGAUGCACAACAGGUGAAUAAAUUCAGGUAAGGAUCUUGUUUCUGUGGGUGUUAUUUGCUAUAAGUGCCAAUCUAAAAUCUCUCUUAAAAAAGACAAUCACUUUGUUGCCAACAACUGCACUGGAAGAGCUUAACACAAAAUCAAAACAUUUUCCAUAACGUCCUACAGACAUGGCAAUGUUAGUGCAAUUGCCAUGCUGUCUUUUUGCAGAGAAGAAUAGCCUGGGAACAUUGCUUGCAUCUGUGACCUUUUCACAGGGAAAAAUGUCCGAUUCUGGAAAAUCAGUCAACUACCACAAACACGGAAUCCACUCUGAUAUUGAAAGUGAAACACCAUAGUAGUUAGAAUAAAAAAUGAGCUAAUUGCAACCUACGAAUUCAACAUCUGAUGUACUUGAAUUCUUCCUUGUCAUCUUUGAGCUUUUCAUUAUCGUCUCUAUGAUGCUCCCUUGUCUUCCUA